Spizellomyces punctatus DAOM BR117 is the source of this 3235-nucleotide messenger RNA. RefSeq lists its product as uncharacterized. Gene Ontology annotation, molecular function: clathrin-cargo adaptor activity; actin filament binding; phosphatidylinositol-3,4-bisphosphate binding. Gene Ontology annotation, biological process: actin filament organization; clathrin coat assembly; endocytosis. Lineage: Eukaryota; Fungi; Chytridiomycota; Chytridiomycetes; Spizellomycetales; Spizellomycetaceae. Gene Ontology annotation, cellular component: actin cortical patch; clathrin-coated vesicle. Bases 1175 to 3235 code for a protein of 686 amino acids. The record is from RefSeq and is a predicted model, not a curated record. The transcript is spliced from 7 exons.
GUGUGUUGAACCAAUGUGUUUGUUUAAAAGCGUAAACUAUGCAAUGCCUCAAGUCAAGACACCCGACAGGGCGAUUACUGAAAGGAUUCGAACGUUCUUUGAACAUGAAAAAGUGGGAAUGAUAGUUCCGAAUAAAGAAUUUCGGCAUUAGCUCUGAGACAACUAAAACCGCACAAUACCCGAAAUCUAAGACAUUGGCACCGAAAGCGACAAUGGUAUCUGAGUGGCACUUCAACACGACAGCUCAAAUAUCCUGCAUCAUACAAUGUUCCGUUCCGGGUCCGCUUUGCUCUGUCGAUUGGGAACCAACGUUCGGUAGAAUAUCAUAGCGUAAACUAGGGUUGCCCGCGUGGAUGUCCACAAAUCACGCACCACGGUCGAUUGACGAAGCCCGUGGUUUUAGUUGAGGUCUCGUGUUGAAGGCCUUUACAUAGAAGAGAUGGAGAACUUCUGAAUCUGCGGUUGUUCAACUUCAACCUAGACGUGUUCGGCUCGCUGGCAACUUAAUUCAUGGACGUGGAUAUGAGAGACAUAAUGGACAAAUGUAGAAACUCUGGUUUAAAGAUGAGCACGCAUUUCCGAUUUGUAUACCAUGCGACUGGAUAUGGCAGACUGGAAAAGCCCGCUGGCACCGCCGGGCACAAGCUAUUGAUGACAGAGGGUGUCGCGCUCGAUUCAUUCAAAGGACGAGAUGUGUUAUUCGAUCAAAGAAAGAGUUGGCCCAGCGGGCAGAUUUCCAGGCUAUGCGACAGCAGUAGCGGAGGAAAGACAUACAGCUGUAUAAUCAGAUGGGGGAGUAGGUACAUCAGGGCGACGUUGGUACAGAAAGUGCAGGGCCCUGUGUUUGUCAUACUAGAAAAGUGACAUGAGUUGAAUUGAUGCAUUUGUCUAGGGACAGUGACGAUCGAACGAUUGAGUCAUAAAUCCUAAGCACUGUCGCUAAGCCACUGCUGAGGCUGUAGGGAGGUCUGCUCACGACGCUUCCCCAGAACCUCAAAUACUAUCAUAAGCUUGCUGCCAGUUCCCAAAACUGGCGUCAGAUACUUUUAAAUUGCCUUCUCGACGAUCCUGGUACCGUUUUUACCCUAGUGCGCAGCUUGUUGCGCUCCUGGCCUACUGUAGUGUAAGAAAAAGGCAUUAGCCUCUGGACUGACGCCUCCCCAUCUUGCAGCCCAUGUCUUACAGUCCGAGCUAUUACAACGCCGGAGGGCCGGGGUCGGACUAUGCAAAUUCCCCAUACGGCACCGGAACCAACACCCCAACUCGAUCAUAUCCGCAUGGAGCACCAGUUGUCUCUCGCCCCACAUGGCAAACAGAGAAGGUAGAAGAAGAGCUGGCGCUGCAUAUUAAGAAGGCUCUUUCUCCAGAGGAAACCGCUCCCAAGCAAAAGCAUGUUCGCGCCUGCAUCGUGUACACGUGGGAUAUUAAAGGAUCGGGUAGUUUUUGGAUGGCGAUUGAAACCUUCCCGGUGCUGGGGGACGAACUUGUGACUUUCAAAGCUUUGAUUACUGCUCACAAGGUUAUUCGGCAAGGGCAUCCCAACGUACUGAAGGAUGCAAUAGGCCAAACUGGAUGGUUCGACACCCUUACCCGUAGCGUACCUCCUCAUAGUACCCGAGGAUACGGCGUUCUUAUUAGAGCUUACGUCCAAUUCCUUUUGGCAAAGCUUGACUACCACCGUCUACAUCCAGAAUUCAGUGGAACCUUUGAUUACGAGGAAUAUGUAACUUUGAAAGGAGUUGAGGACCCCAACGAAGGUUUUGAAACUAUCAAUGAUCUCCUAGGUCUAUUGGAUAAGCUUGAUUCUCUUCAAAAGUUGAUCUUUGUGAACUUCAGACCUAGUUCCAAUAAUGAGGCGAGGAUAGCAGCACUCGUUCCGCUGGUUGAGGAGAGUCAUGGGAUUUACCAAUUCCUAAUCAACAUGUUGAUGGCAAUGCACAAGAUCAUUGGAUCUGUGGAAGUACUUGCUCCCCUCCGGGAGAAAUUCAAUGCUGGUCACUACGCACUUUUUCGCUUUUACUAUGAAUGCUCGACACUUAAAUACCUGACGUCGCUCAUCACGGUGCCGAGAUUAUCACAAGAUCCCCCAGACUUCCUUGCCCAGGGGCCCCCUACAUUACCACCCCGAGGAGAGUCUCCCAACAAGCAAGCGGAGAUUGAUCUUUUCAACGAACAGCAGGCCGCAUUCGAAAAGCAACUGAUUGAAGACCAACAGCGUGAAGAGCAGCGGCUGCAAGCGGAAAGAGAAUUGGAACUUGCGCGACAACGACAGCAGCAGCAGCAGCUUGAGGCGCAAAGGCAACUCGAACUGCAACGGCAACAGCUUGAAGGACAGCGACAGCAGGAGGAAUUUCGACGACAGCAGGAGGCCGAGCGGAGACGGUUAGAGGAGGAGCGCCUGCGUAUGCAACAGCAAGCAAACGCGGCAAAUGCGCAACUGGAGGGCCAGCUCUUACAACAGAGGCUAAUGAACGCGCAGAAUGAGCUGGAGCAAUACCGGAAUCAGUCAUACCGUGACCGUGACACACUAAAUCAGUAUGAGCAGAGAAUACGGGGCUUGGAACAACAAUUGUCCCAGUUGUCCCUGGGCAACCGCGAUAUGGAUGCUGCAAAGGAUGACCUUCUGCGUAGAUUACAGGAGGAACUUGCACAAUGGAAGCAAAAGUACGAAGCGCUGGCUAAGCUGUAUGCUCAGCUGCGAAAAGAACAUCUGGACCUUUUAAACAAGUUUAAAGACGUUCGGGAUUCUGCGAAUCGACAAUCGGAGCAAGCCCGAAAAGAGGUUGAGAAAGCGAAAUCAGACAUGAAAGAAAAAAGUAAUGAGGUCACAGAACUUCUCAUUGAGCGCGAUCGUUUGAAAGGGGAGGUGGAUCGGGUGCGGGCACAGUACGAAGAAGAGAUGAGUCGAUUACGCCGCGACCUGCAAGAUGCCAAGGCUUCCCUGAAUGACCUCUCUGCGUCCAAAGGGGCGGAGUUGCAAAACAUUAUUAGUCGCUUUGAAGCUGAGCGACUUGAGAUGGAGAAUCUGAACAAGGCGAAGCAGCAACAAAUCGACGAAAUGAGGCGAAGAUUGGACGAUGCAGCAGCGGAUAUACAUCGGUCAAAGGCGGCGCAAGAGGAGGACGCAGCUGUCCUGCAGGCCGGUCUUGAUCAGACGCUACUUGCCCUUGCCGCACAGCAGAAGGUACGAGGACUAAAACGUCGACCAUGCAGUACCAACGCAUUUGUAACCUAG